AUGGUUCCUAAUUUUCUGAUUACAAGAUUAACUGCAACUGCAUCAUCAUUCACACACUACAACUAUAAGGGAACCCUAAUCCUAUUGGGUUCUCUUCUGUUACACAGACGCAAUGCUUCACUUUAUCUCUUCAGAUCAUUCACUUCUGAUACAAACAACAGUAAAGGGGUCACCUUUACGGUGUCUUACCUCGUAAACUCAUGUGGGGUGUCCCCAGAAUUGGCUAAGAAACUCUCCAAAAAAGUGCAUUUGAAAAACCCAGAUGGCCCAAAUGCUGUUCUUGAUCUUCUCAAGACCUAUGGGUUCUCCAAAACCCAUAUUGCAAAUCUUGUGGCUAAAUAUCCCAUGGUGUUUGCUAUAAAGGUAGAGAGUACCCUUUUGCCUAAACUCAAGUUUCUUCGUUCUAUCGGGGUUUCCGACACUGAUAUGCCUAAGAUCCUAAUUGCUAACUAUGAUAUCUUGCGCAGAAGUUUGGAAAAGUGUCUCAUCCCACGUUAUGAGGUGCUUAGAAGCAUAGUUCGCGAUGAUGAUGAAGUAGUUAAAGUUUUGAGAAAUGCCCCAUUUUCGUUUACAUAUUGUGACAUAAGGAAGCAUUUCGUUCGAAACAUUGAGGCUUUGAGGCAAUGUGGCGUGCCACAAGCUUCCAUUUCUCUCUUUGUGAUCCAUUUUUCCUGCGCACCAUUUGCGAAUCAUUCCAGAUUUGUGGAAACUACCAAGAUAGUUGAGGAAAUUGGGUUUGAUCCUUUGAAAACAACUUUUGUCCAUGCUGUCAAAGUGCUUUUAUAUCUAAGUAAAGCCAAUUGGGAGUCUAGAUUUAAGGUUUAUGAGAGGUGGGGCUGGGACCGCGAAAUGGUCUUUCAAGCAUUUAGAAAGUUUCCCAGUUUUCUCAAUUUGUCAGAGGAAAUGGUUACAAAAAAAAUGAAUUUUCUAGUAAAUGAUAUGGGUUUGGCAUCAGAAGAUAUUGCUGAAUAUCCUGCAAUUCUGGCCUACAGCUUGGAGAGGAGGAUUAUCCCUAGAUUCGCGGUAGUUAAAAUCUUGAUAUCUAAAGGUCUGCUUGUGAAUAAUUGGCACUUCAAUUCCCUCUUAUGGUUAAAUGAAGAAAAGUUUUUGAAGAAAUUUGUCAACAACUUUCAGAAAGAUUUGCCCCAUUUACAAGAUGUCUACACAGAUUUGAUCAAUUGUCAGAAUGUGAUGUAG
Molecule: messenger RNA, 1197 nt
Organism: Abrus precatorius (Indian licorice)
Lineage: Eukaryota; Viridiplantae; Streptophyta; Magnoliopsida; Fabales; Fabaceae
Exons: 1
Coding region: 1-1197 (398 amino acids)
Biological process (GO): regulation of DNA-templated transcription; chloroplast organization
Cellular component (GO): chloroplast
Molecular function (GO): double-stranded DNA binding
Source: RefSeq, a predicted model, not a curated record